Messenger RNA from Hirsutella rhossiliensis, 972 nucleotides. RefSeq names its product argonaute linker 1 domain-containing protein. The coding region runs from base 1 to 972 and encodes 323 amino acids. NCBI's taxonomy places the organism in Eukaryota, Fungi, Ascomycota, Sordariomycetes, Hypocreales, Ophiocordycipitaceae. The transcript has 4 exons. The record is from RefSeq and is a predicted model, not a curated record.
AUGCUGCUUGGGCACGUGACACUGGUGAGGUUCUGCGCUGGCGGCUCUACGCCGGCGCCCAGGGUCGUGACACCCGACGCUGCCGUGACGGCCCUCGAGGACCGCCUCAUCAAGACGCAGAGAUCCUCGGCCGCCGGCCUCGCGGCGCAGAUGGCCAAGACCAACAUCCAGGCGCCGCCCCUCCAGGCCCGCGGCCAGCCCGUCACGCUGUGGUCCAACUACUUCAACGUCACCUUCAAACCCAUGGUGCUGUACAAGUACACCUUUGAGUUUGUCCAGGCCGCCAGCCGCGAGGUCAAGGGCCGCAAGCUCUACUUUGCCGUCCGCGAGCUGCUCGCCACCCUCAAGGCCGCCGACAAGACGCUCGUGCUCGCCACCGAGUACAAGAGCCAGCUCGUCUCGCUCCAGAAGCUCAAGCUGGCCGAGAACCCGGUGCGGUUCCGGCUGGCCGUCGAGACCAGCGGCGACAAGUGGGACGUCAUCGAGGCCACCAUCCACGGCCCGACAGAGGCGCCCCUCGACGCCCUGCUCAAGUACUACCCGGACGUCGUCGACGCCCUCAACGUCAUUCUCGGCCACGGCCCGCGCUCCAAGCUGCACGACAUCUCGGCCGUCGGCAGCGCCCGCUUCUUCCCCUUUGGCAAAGACGAGGCCGCCACCAACCUGUUCCAGGACUUUCACCAGCUCAUCGCCGCCCGGGGUUUCUUCCAGUCGGCCCGCCUAGGCACCGGCCGGCUUCUGCUCAACGCAAACGUCAGCCACGGCGUCUUCCCAAAGUUGAUGCCGACGUGGGCAGCCCUCCCCUUGUCGCGAGGCUCCCUCCGCUGCAAGCUUCGCCACCCCCGACACUUCCCAGGCAUGCACAUGUACAUUGUCAUACAUUGGGUCAACGGCGAGGGAAGAGAAAUUAACGGACAAGUCCUGCCUCGCGUUCCCUCCCUGAACCCCGUCGCAGGGGAGGCUGCGGACUAG